Talaromyces stipitatus ATCC 10500 is the source of this 1233-nucleotide messenger RNA. RefSeq lists its product as uncharacterized. The record is from RefSeq and is a predicted model, not a curated record. The transcript has 5 exons. NCBI's taxonomy places the organism in Eukaryota, Fungi, Ascomycota, Eurotiomycetes, Eurotiales, Trichocomaceae. The coding region runs from base 1 to 1233 and encodes 410 amino acids.
AUGGCAGUUACCUUGAAUAAUAUCAAAUUUUACCAUCCGCCUUCCCUCCCUGCACGGCCAAUAAAGAGCACAUCUCCUAAUGAUCAUCACACAUCAAAAAGAACUGAUUCUACUCCUUCGACUCACUCCAAACUCUCCUUCUCUCCGUUCUCACAGCCAGCAUUACCUCAUCCCCUACCUCCCCGGCCUCCAGCUAUCAUUCCCUGCAGUCAUCAUACAGCAUCUGCGACUCUACAUUUCCCCUCCAGCACAUCACAUACAGCCGAUUCCCAUCCCGUGUGCAAAAAUGAUUUCCACCGAGCGUUGGAUGACUUCUUUUCUGCUAAGAAUGGCAAAAAUGAUGAGGAUGGAGAGUCUUCGAUUCGUGUUCCUACGCAAGACCAUGGAAAUGACAAUCGUGCCCAUGCAACUUCGCCUAAUCUGGAAGUUUUAAGCCAAAUGACAGCCAGCUUGCCAUCGCCCAGCUUCAGCCAUCCACGGAUCCAUCGUCAGCAUUCUGCACAUCUUAACCGCCUACAUCAGCGUCCAAUAAGCUCAACCCUGAUUCGACAGAUUUCUGCACAGGGUUCAUCUAUCGUCAAUCGAGAACGUUCGGAGACUACGCAUGCAAGCGGAGUUCUGAGUCAUAGUCCAAAGUCCGGCGGAAGCACCCUGAGAAAUGAAAGCACCGACUUGCAGGGAGCUUCAGGAGAUUCGAAGCGUGCUAGCUCAUGUCAAUUAGAAGAAUCAUCAAAUCGAAAGAGAAGUCCAUCAGCACGUUUGUCUCCCUUGUCAACACCGCAGGUCGUGGUCCCAGUUUUGUCUCGUCGUUCCGUUUCGUUGCGGAGAAAGUCUAACUACUUGGAUAACCCCGAGAGAGAGGACGCAGGCGAAAGCUUGCGCCCAUCCAAGCGUCGUCGGAGAAUUCUGGAUGAAGCUUCAUCCACUUCUCGAGUUCCUCGACAAUUAUCCUCCGAGUCUCCACGUGCUAAGCGGCCGGAAUCACCGCCGGAAGAUUUGAGCGCAGAGAGUGAGCCGAUUCCCGUCCAGGGUUUCCUUCGAUUACGAUCUAGUGGAUCCGAGGUCAUCUAUUGCUUGGAGUUGUCACAGACGCAUUUUUCGUCAUCGGUCGCAGGCGGACAAAUAGAAUCUCCUCGGCCACAUCAGCGGACGGCCCGUCCCGCGACAAGAAUUCGAUUCACGCCUGAGGAAGAUGCAUUUAUUGUUCAAUUGAAAGCUCAAGAGCUCAGUUAG